CAAUAGAAUCACAUGAAUGGUGUAAAUUUUGAGGCAAAGAUUUAACACAUACAAAACGCAGAGAGAGUGUUCUUCUUCUAGUAGAUUCGAUUCCUAAUCAGAACCAUUGUGGAAACAAUCGCAAAAUGUCAAUCACAACCAAGUAAUCACUUCCGCUUUCUGAAUUUCGAUCAAUUAACAGCUUUGGCAACCAGUGGAAACAACAAGAAUAUGAACGCCAAAUUGGAAGGGAGCAGAUAAAUGGGAAUGUCGGCUGCAAGCUCUGUUAGUGAAGCUAUGAAAUUGUGCAUAUUUGAUUUGAGAAGGGGACAACAUGAAGGGCAGGAGUUGGACAAGAUUUUAUAUUUCUUUCCUUCUGAUUUGCCUUUCCCCACCCAACUCUCUGUGAUAGGGCUUAGUGAAGGACUCAUAACAUUCACCAGAAUAUUCUCUCCAGAGGCUCCAUGUGAGGCUAUAGAAGCAGAGAUGCACUCCCAUGUUUUCUAUGAGGCAGAGCGUGAUAUCUGGAUGGUGAUGGUGGUGGAAAAAAGUGAGUCAGAAGCCAUAUGGCGGACUGCUGCUUUACGAAGUGUUCUUAAAGAAGUUCACUCUCUAUUUGUGAUGUUUCAUGGGUCCAUAAGAGCAUUACUUGAUAGAGAACCAAGUGGAGGGCUUACCCGGACGCAUUUGUAUUAUUUCAUUAUGGAUUAUUUAAGUGCAUUUGAAAAGCGGCCUUCAUUGGAAUUUUGCUGCUGGGAUUUUCUUUCUGGGAAGAAGCUUCACUUGCCAAAUUUCCGUGACUCUUUGAAGGAGCGUGGAAUGGUACAGAUGUUGACUAUUGGGAGGGAAGCAGCACUUGAAGUUCAGUCACUUGUAAGAGUGCUAGAAUCAUGUGCUGGCUGCAAACAGAGCUACUCACUGAUCAUGUUCCAGGACUUGCUGGUGUCCACAACUCUUUCUCCUGAUGACCUGAUUAACCUGUUCACGUAUACAGUCAUGAGGUUGACCCCAAAUGCUUUGUCUGCUGGAGCUAGCUCCUGGUCCUAUUUACGCAAAGGAAGCACUACUUCUAAUGCGUCUGUGUCUUUAUCGACAAGCUCUAACUCUGUUCUGGACCGGUACUACAACUCACGGGAUACUUCUCCAGUUGGAGUUCGUAGCUAUCAGAUUGUUAGGCCCUUACAUCAUGAGAAAUGGUCCAAAGGGAAGGAUGGUUUCCUUGUUACUGAUAUUUGGGGCACAGAAGUUGGCAGUUUGAGUCCUAGCAGUCCAACAAUUUGGCUCAAGCAAACAGAGGAGAGGAUGUAUCUUUGUGCUUUUCAGCAUAGGAGCCUCACCAUAAUACUUUUCAUUCCUGUCACAUCUGUACACAAUGGGGAGCAAGGGUUGUCGGUGGUGAAGCAGCAAAUUCUGGAGAAUGCAUCACCCAAGAUAUUCAAAGUUGAAGAGAAACUAUCUCGAGGAUGGGGUGGCGAGAAUGCAUAUCAUGUGGGUGGUUACCGCUACUUACUUGUGGAUGGUGAUAGAUACAUCUCUCGGGCAUCCCCACCUGGAAAAGUAACGACACUUACAAAGGAUUCUUUAGUUGCAAUGAGUAAGCUCCGAGAAGAGGUUGACUUAGAAAAGAGCAGAGCUAAAUGUGAUGGCUCUGACUGCGAGAAAGACCAAGAAAUAUGCAUUAGAGCAAAAAAUGGUGCUUGGGUGAUUUCUCGGUUGACACGAGGGAAGGAGCUUUAUAUGGUACUUGAGAAAGCCAAUGAAACCCUUCUUUAUGCUUCUGAGGCUGUUGAAAAGUUCAGUGACAGGUAUUGCAGUGGCGAUUUUUCUUUGUAAUAGAACUUGGAAGCCAGUUCUUGAUUUUGCUGAGAGACAGGAACGCUGUAGCUAUUAUUUUGUUGUUAGUCCAAAUGUUUCUACUGUUUGUAAGUAAAUAAACUUCACUUGUAUAAUGAUGCAUUUUUUUCUCCUUGUAAUUUCAAGUAUCAAUUUUCACCCUGUCGAAUCUUCGCCUUUUUCUGGAAAUCAGAGAAACGUGAAGAAAAACGAAGAGAAGAAAAGAAUGUGGGUUGUCAGCUAGAGUCGAUUAGUCUAAUUUUGAUAUGUUAUACUCGAAUUGAGGGUCCUUUGAAAACAACCUCUGUACCUCCACGAGGUAGGGGUAUGAUCUGUGUUCACUCUACCCUUUCCCAAUUCCACUUGUGGAAUUCCACUGGUAUGUUAAGUUAUUAAGAAUUGUCAUUCCCUUGA
Molecule: messenger RNA, 2226 nt
Organism: Solanum dulcamara
Lineage: Eukaryota; Viridiplantae; Streptophyta; Magnoliopsida; Solanales; Solanaceae
Product: vacuolar fusion protein CCZ1 homolog B-like
Exons: 11
Coding region: 241-1812 (523 amino acids)
Biological process (GO): vesicle-mediated transport
Cellular component (GO): Mon1-Ccz1 complex; intracellular membrane-bounded organelle
Source: RefSeq, a predicted model, not a curated record